Messenger RNA from Paramecium octaurelia, 11398 nucleotides. The record is from the annotation of a GenBank genome assembly. NCBI's taxonomy places the organism in Eukaryota, Ciliophora, Oligohymenophorea, Peniculida, Parameciidae.
AUGUUUUAUAUAUUCCAUUUAUUAUAAAUAUGUAGCUCUAGCUUCAGUUAUAUCAACGAUUAGACUCGAUACUCAGUUGUUAGCGAAUGGAACAAUCCAUUAUUUAGUUAUGGGGUUGUUUCAAAAUUAUACCCAUUAGGAGCAAAAUACUAUAUGUAUGAAUCGAUUAAUACUGAUAUAUGCUAUUUUUUGUCGAGUGCCAGACUUUUAGAAGGAAGUUUAUUUUAUCUUCAUUAUGUCGAAUUAUCAAAUUCGUAAUAAAGCAUAAUUCAUCAUUUAUAUUAUUAAUAAGAAAACUAAUGGUUAUAGAACGAGUUUAUUUUUAAUUUAGGAGAGUAUGAAGGAUUAUGGUUUUAACAAUAUAUCAAUUAUAAUAUUAACUCGAAAUCAUUAAAUUUAGAGAUGAGGUGGGGAAACCAUAAUAUAGCAUUAAAAUAAUAUACUUUUAAAGAAUUCGAGUAUUCAAUUUUCAAUUUUGUUAUAGGAGGUUCUUAUUAAGUACUUUGUUAUUAUCAAAUAGGUUGAGCAUCCAAUUACAUUGUCUAUGUUAAAUUUAAAAACCUUCCCUGGCUAAUUAUAAGCAGCUAUUAGCGUCAUAGAAAGAGAUAGGGAAGACGCUUGGGAUGUAUUCUCUGAGAUCAAAUGUUCAGAAACAAGCGUUUUGCUUUUAGGAUAGUUAGAGAUGAGAGAGUUUAACCAGCAUCAAAUCUAUAUGAUUGAAAAUUAGAAUUAAAAAUAUUAUAAAGUAACAUUUUGGGCUAAGAUUUAAAAAGAAUUUGAUCCGGAUGUUGAUCAAAAUAUACAUAUUUUAAGAAUAGUUGCUAACCGAUUUACUACUGAUUUUUAAGCGACAGGAUCUAAUUCAAUUAUUUUAACUUAUGUGUAUUAUUCAGAAUAAAAACGAUGGAUGAUUAGAAUCUAGUAUUAUUCUUAUUUUUUACCAAUCAUUGUAUAAUUUAAAGAUAAUAAUGAUCCAUUCUUAAAAGAAGAUUCUAUAUUUGUUUAAAAUCACUCUCUACUAAGUACAUGGCAUUUCAUUCAAGUUGAAUAUGAUCCGAAAAAUUUAAAUUUUCAUUUAAUUAAUAAAAUAUAGGGCGGAAACAUAGAAAAAAGAUUUCCAAAUGUGAAUUAAUUUUCAAAUAUUUAUUAUCGAUUAUUUUUUGGUGGAUCAAGAGAAGAAUUUAGUACAUUAGGUAGAGCAUUUGGACUGAUUUCAUUUUAUGAUUGUAAUAAUUAAAAUAUCUAAUGCCAUUAUUCAUGCUAAACGUGUAUAGGGCCAUCUUAAAAUUAAUGUUUGAGUUGUCCAGAAUCAAAAAAUAGAAUUUACAAUGAAGUUGAAUAAACUUGUCGAUGCAAAGUAUGGUAUUCGGAAAAAUCAGAUUCUAGUUGCUAAUUUGUUACUUAGAAUGAAGUUACUGUUAGUUUGGAAGAUGCAUUAGAAGAAUAUGAUUAGGAAUUCUGUAAAUUUGGAGAAUUUAGUUUUGAUUAAAUGUGUUUUUAAUGGUAUUUUAAUAUUUAAAUUAGUCCGUCGGCAAGUUAACAAAAUUAGGUCAUCUGCACAGAAUGUUUAAUGAGACCCAUUGACUGGGUAAUAAAAAGUGCUAAUUGUAACAGAACAUACUAUUUGUUUGAUAAUUAAUCUUCGAAUAAUUAUCUUAAAAAAUCAAAUGAUCCUGAAAUGACAAAUUUUUAAUUUUUAUUUGAAAAUGAAGAAUUGAUUCCAUGUACUGGGUGCUAGUUAUGUAAUUAAUCUGAAGAUUAAGAUUGUUAAUUAUCGAAAUAUUACCAUUUGAAUAAAUAGACCUAUAUAAAAUGCUUAGAUAAUUACUUGUUUGAAAAUGGUGAAUGCUCCUAGAAAAGAUUUCCUAAAAUUAAAAAUAAGCCUUGUUAAAAUAAUUGUUAAUAAUGUAAUGAUGAAAGUUGUUUACUGUGUUCGAGUUAAACUUAAUAUUUCAUAAAUUCUAUGGGAUAAUGUUAAUAAUGCUCAAUAAUACAUUGCAAAUAUUGUUUUUAAUAUAAUUAAUACAAUCUUAAAGAAAAUUCAAUCUUAAAAGAUGAAUAAAGUGAAAGUUAGAUUUAUGAUGAUUAUGUAAUUGGAUGUGCACUAUGUUAACAAGGAUAUUCAUUCUCGUAUAAAAAUAAUUUAUGUGUAAAAACUACGUUUGAUAAUAAUUGUCAAUUUUAUAUUGACAGUGAUGGAGAUAUUAUUUGUUAUGCUACACAAUUUGAAUUAUUAAAGAACAAAUUUCAAUAAAUAACUAAUUGCUAAGAUAAGAUUCCUAAUUGUGAAUAAUGUAUCUAUACCUUAUUUGAUUUGAUGGUGUGUAUAUAAUGUAAAUUUGGAUAUUUUAACAACAAUCUAAAUGGAUUGUGCAUUUCUUGUCAAGAGAAAUUUGAGAAUGUUUAAGAAUGUGAGUUAAAUAAUAAAAUGUUAUAAAGGUAUAAAUUAGAAUCUAUAGGAUAUUUAUAAUCAUUAACUUAAGAUUUUUAUGAUUUGAGCUAAUUAUUUAGGAACUUUGACCAAGUCUUAAUCACUAAAUGUUCAAAUAAUCUGGUUUUAGAUAUUUAUUCAAAUAAAUGCAUAUUACCUUGUUCGAAUUGCGAUAAAUGUGAAUAAAUUGAUGGAGAAUAAUAAUGCCUUAAGUGUACUACUACUUCAGAUGAAUAUAUUGGUUUUUAUUCAUAAAUUUCUGGUAAUUGUUACUAAUGUCCUUAUCCAUGUAGAUUUUGCCUUCCACUUGACAGUGAUUUAGUUCAUGUAAAAAUUUAAAUAAUAUUAGAAAUACAAUCCAUACUUUCUACUUAAUUCGACGAGUAUUAAAUAAACUUAUAAAUGUCUAGCAAACUUUGAUAAUAAUUUAACUUAUAUUGAUCUAAGGAGUGGGUUAAUCUAACCUUUUAAUAAUGAAACAAAAUUGAAAUAACAAUUUAUAAGCAGUAGCAAACAAAAAUCUAGUUCCAUAUUUGAUGGUAACUUCAUUUUAUAAAAAAGCAUUUCGAACUAUUAUUAUAUUAUAGAAAAUACGAUUCCGAAUUAAGAAUAUCUUUUAAAUGAUUAUUAUGCCUUAAAAAAUUACACUGCCACAAUUAUUGUUGAGGCUGUCGAUAUAGGAUAGGGGUUUGUCGAACUUUUUAAUAUAACUAACUUUCACAUAUUCAAUAGUAUUUAUAAGCUUAAAGGUUCUUAUAUUGCAGUGACGACUGUUUAUGGCGUUGAUGUGAUUGUUUAAAACCUAACAAUAGGAAAUGAAAUAGCUAAAUAUUUCUUAACAAUUAAUGUCUCAUCUGAAGUAUAAAUUAGUGUGUUGUUAGUAGAAAAUGUAUAUUUAAAUGAAUCAACUAUAAUAACAAUAAAUAAUUUCUUUAAAAAUGCUACCAUUUAAAUGAAUAAUUUGUAAUUUAGAAAUUGUACUUUCUAAAAUAGUUAAUUUUUUUAUUUUGCAUCUGAUAAAUUUAAUAAAAUAUUGAUUAAAUCUGUUAAAAUUUAGAAUUGCACCUUCAAAAAUAGUGUUUUCAUAAAUUAAUUAUUAUAAAAUCGUAAUUAACAAUAUGAAAUUGAAGAAUUUUUUAUUGAAAAUAGUGUUUUAGACAACAGUUCAAUAUUCUGUAUUUCAAAAACUUAAAAUAUGAUUUUAAUUCGUAAUGUAAAACUAUUGAAAUCAUUUUUAAAUAAUUCAACAAUAAUCUCGACUUUUUCUUCUCUAAACUUAGAGACUAUUCGCAUAUUAGAUACUAUUGCAAUUAACAGCAGGAUCUUUUAUCACUAAUUUGAAUAAAUCUAAACUUUUUUUUUAAUAAAUCAAUUAUAAUGCUCAAAUUUGCAAUUAAAUGGAACUAAUAUUUUAUAAAUUAUAUCUUUGUCUCAAAAUAUAAAUAUAGACGUAAUUAUUCAGAAUUCUCAAUUCUAAAGGGUUGAUUAAAUAUAUUCUAAAGGUAAAAUAAGUGAUAAUUUUAUCUUCUAUAUUCAAAAUGCAAACUUAUACACAAAUCACAUUGUAAUCUAAAAUGAUGAGAUAUUUCAGUUCUUAGGCAUAGAAGACUGUUCUAAUAUUGUUGUAGAUGAUUUAUUAAUUGAAAAUAAGGAUAAAUAAUAGGGUAGCUAUUAAUCAACAAAAAAUUCAAAUAACAUUUAUUAGAAUUAAUUAAUUUAUAUUUCAAACUUUGAAAAAUUAGAAUUAAUAUCAGUGAAAAUUGUAGAAAUGAUUUAAAUUGUUGAUCCUUUAAUUUAAAUUAGAUCUGAUGAGUCCGGGAAAAAAUAAGUGUAUAUCAAAAAUUUAAUAAUUCAAAAUUAUUAAAGUUUAAAUUUAAUAAAGUCGAUUCACUCAGUAAUCCACAUUUAAAUCGAUUCUGAAUCUAUAAUUGAAUUAAGAAAUUGCCUCUUUUACUUUAAUUAAUUUUGGUAUUAAGAGCCAAACCAAGAUUUAUUAUAAUCUUCUCUAAUAUAAAUAAAAUCACCUAAAUCAUAGAUUAUUUUAGAUAAUUUAAAGUUUGAAGAUAUUAUGGUUUACAAUUCUUCAGAAACAAUUAUUCUUUUUGAGGCUAAUUCAAUAUUAGCAUCAAAUUUGAAUGUUAAAUAUAUUAAUUUUGAUUUUUAAAAUUCAAUUAAGUCUUUGAGUGGCUUUGCUAUUUUUUAAGCAGAAUUUAUUAAUCUUACUAACUCUCAAUUUUUUGAUGUGAAUAGUAUUUUUUAUGGGUUCAUUUAUAUUUAAUUAAAAUAAGAAGGAAAAGUAAUACUCAACAAAUGCAUCUUUGAUAAUACACUUUUAGCAUCUCAUUUGGAAUAUUUUACCUAAUUAGGAGGCGUAUUAACUAUUGAUGCUUCAUAAUCUACAAUUUAAUUAAAUUUCACAGAUGUUUCAGCCAAAAAUAUUUUUACAUAAUAAAAGAGCGCUUUUUUACAUCUGAUACCAUCUUCAUUAACUAAUUUUAUCUUUAUGAAGUGUCUCUAAUUUAUUAACCUAUACUCUUAAGAAAAUACUUUUGGUAAAUUUGACUUUUCUUCCAAUAGUAAAAAUAACAAGAUCUUUCUUUAUUAUAUUACUUUCAACAAUACUGAUGAAUAAGUGAAAAAUAAGUUAGCCACAUAUACCAAUACUCAAAAUUCAAGUAAUUUAGAUGGCAUAAUUACAUCAAGUUUUAGGUAAUUUAAUUAAUAAUUCUAGUCCUGUGAUAAUAUUUCAUUUUCAUUAUACCGGUUAUUUGAAUUAACCAAUUUGUAGACUAAAAAAUGGUGAUUUAAGAUUAAAGUAAUUUUUCUUAAUCUCUAUUAUGAUAAUUAGUGAACUUUCUCAUUUAGCUAGUGUUGAAACAAGUUUAAUGAAGAACAUAUUUAUCGAAGAUUUUAUUCUUUUUAAUAUUGAAUCUUAAAUGCAAUUGCGUUAUUUCUUCAAAUUAAAUCAAACUUAAUAGUCUUAGUAUUUGAGAUUUAGGAAUUUUAAACUUAUUAAUAUUAAAUGUCCAUUUUGCUAGAAUGGAUUGACAAUGUUCCUAAGUGAUUCAAAUCAUUAAAAUAUUUUAUUUUCUAAUAUUUAUUUUGUAAAUAAUAAUUGUGGAUAUAAUAGUUGUUUUAUAGNAAUUAUUAAAGUUUAAAUUUAAUAAAGUCGAUUCACUCAGUAAUCCACAUUUAAAUCGAUUCUGAAUCUAUAAUUGAAUUAAGAAAUUGCCUCUUUUACUUUAAUUAAUUUUGGUAUUAAGAGCCAAACCAAGAUUUAUUAUAAUCUUCUCUAAUAUAAAUAAAAUCACCUAAAUCAUAGAUUAUUUUAGAUAAUUUAAAGUUUGAAGAUAUUAUGGUUUACAAUUCUUCAGAAACAAUUAUUCUUUUUGAGGCUAAUUCAAUAUUAGCAUCAAAUUUGAAUGUUAAAUAUAUUAAUUUUGAUUUUUAAAAUUCAAUUAAGUCUUUGAGUGGCUUUGCUAUUUUUUAAGCAGAAUUUAUUAAUCUUACUAACUCUCAAUUUUUUGAUGUGAAUAGUAUUUUUUAUGGGUUCAUUUAUAUUUAAUUAAAAUAAGAAGGAAAAGUAAUACUCAACAAAUGCAUCUUUGAUAAUACACUUUUAGCAUCUCAUUUGGAAUAUUUUACCUAAUUAGGAGGCGUAUUAACUAUUGAUGCUUCAUAAUCUACAAUUUAAUUAAAUUUCACAGAUGUUUCAGCCAAAAAUAUUUUUACAUAAUAAAAGAGCGCUUUUUUACAUCUGAUACCAUCUUCAUUAACUAAUUUUAUCUUUAUGAAGUGUCUCUAAUUUAUUAACCUAUACUCUUAAGAAAAUACUUUUGGUAAAUUUGACUUUUCUUCCAAUAGUAAAAAUAACAAGAUCUUUCUUUAUUAUAUUACUUUCAACAAUACUGAUGAAUAAGUGAAAAAUAAGUUAGCCACAUAUACCAAUACUCAAAAUUCAAGUAAUUUAGAUGGCAUAAUUACAUCAAGUUUUAGGUAAUUUAAUUAAUAAUUCUAGUCCUGUGAUAAUAUUUCAUUUUCAUUAUACCGGUUAUUUGAAUUAACCAAUUUGUAGACUAAAAAAUGGUGAUUUAAGAUUAAAGUAAUUUUUCUUAAUCUCUAUUAUGAUAAUUAGUGAACUUUCUCAUUUAGCUAGUGUUGAAACAAGUUUAAUGAAGAACAUAUUUAUCGAAGAUUUUAUUCUUUUUAAUAUUGAAUCUUAAAUGCAAUUGCGUUAUUUCUUCAAAUUAAAUCAAACUUAAUAGUCUUAGUAUUUGAGAUUUAGGAAUUUUAAACUUAUUAAUAUUAAAUGUCCAUUUUGCUAGAAUGGAUUGACAAUGUUCCUAAGUGAUUCAAAUCAUUAAAAUAUUUUAUUUUCUAAUAUUUAUUUUGUAAAUAAUAAUUGUGGAUAUAAUAGUUGUUUUAUAGUCAAAAGCAAAUCAAUCAAAUUUUAUAAAUCGAAGUUUGUGAAUAAUUUAGCGUAAUCAAAUGGGAUACUGUAAUUUUAAAAUAGUUCAAUCAAGUUAAAUUAAAUUGUAUUGAAAAAUAAUUUUGUAUUAAAUAUUGCUGGAGCCAUUUAUUUGUCCAAUUCUUCAAUUAUUGCAAAUCAAAUCAUUAUAAUAAAUAAUAGUGCUAAAAUUGGUGGGGCGAUGUUUAUUGAAGAAAAUAAGUUGGAAAAGAAUACAAUAAUUAAUUUUAUGCUGUAUGAAAACAAGGCUUUAGAGGGAUUAAACAAUAUAAAGGAGGAAGCUGAUUUUUUGAAACUAUAAAUUUAUGGAGUUGUUCUAAAGACUAAAAGAUAAGAGAUGGGACAUUUAGUAGUCGAUAGUCCAGAGUAUUUAGUUAAUUAUAAGAAAUUACGGAUUAAUGAUACAUAUAUUAAAGUUGCAAGUGGACAGAUGCUAAAAGAUUUCUAAAUAUUUGAUAAAUCUCAAAUGCAAUAUGUAAAAAACAAUAUCUCUCUUAGAAUAGAAAUAUAUACUUAACUUGGAGAAAAAUUAAUAGAUAACUAUAAUAAUAAAUGUUAUUUUGAAUAAUUGUAUGUUGAUAAAGAAAAAGGUUAUCAAUUAUAGGAGAUUUUGAUUAGCUCUCAAUUAGAGAAUGUAACAAUAUCAUCUUUUAAUACUGAAACGCAAUCUUAUAAUUUAGAUAAUAUGAUGUUUAAUUUAGAUCCAUAUUCUACUCAGGAGAUAUAUUUACUAGUAAAAUCAUAUUGUGAAGGCAUGAGUGAAAAUCAUUUAUUCACUUUUAAUGUUAAGACAUUAAAAUGUCAAAUUGGUGAAUACUACAGUAACCAAUAAUGUUUAAAAUGUGAUUUUGAUAAAGGAUAUUAUUCAGUAGAAAAGGAUUCAAUUGAAUGUUAAAGAUUAGAUCCCAAGAAAAUCAAAGCUGUAACAUCUUAAUCAAUAGAACUAUUGCCAGGCUUUUGGAGAUAUUCUUAUUAUUCACAUUAUAUAGAAGAAUGUGAAAAAAUUGAAUAAUGUAUUGGAGGUUGGAAAAUAAAUUACGAGUCUUGUAAAACAGGUUCGAUAGGAGCAAUCUGCAAAGAAUGUGAUCUUUAUAAUAUAAGAGGAGAUUCUGCAUAUUUAAAAUCACUUUUUGGAGAAUGUGAAAAAAGGGAAUUGUAGCCAAUAAUCAUCAUAAUUACUUUGAUCUUAAUGAUAUUGUAACAUAAUGAAUUAUUAAAUUAGAACCUUAGUAGUUACUUACAAAAUCUCAGGAUGUAAAUAUGAAAUGAAUUUACUCUAUAGAAGUCUAAAAUUAAAGACAAAACACUUCAAGUUGUUAUUUCGAUGCCAAAUCGGUAUAGUUUUUACUUUAUAAUUUAAGAUCAAUUUUCCACAUUGAUAAGAUUACUUGUACAUUAAAUGUAAAUUUUAUAUCCUUUACUUCCUACCCUAAGUUUUGAAUCUUACUUUUCUUAAAUUAUUUGGCCUAUUGGAAAAUCUUCUAAAUCUUUGUUGUUCUUAGUCAAUUUUGUUGCUGAUUAAUUUUAGAUAUCUAUCAUUUACUUAAAAGUAAUUUGGGCAAUCUUGAUACCUAUUGGAUAAAUAUUAUUGCUUGGACUCUUGUAUUCAAUGUGUUCAAAAUUAUUUAUUGAUAGAAACAGAAGUUACAAAUACACUCUAACUUCAUUUCUCUUCAUACUAUUUUAUUCGAUGCCAAACAUUAUUGAAGAGUAUAAAUAUUGUUAUUAUUUAGGUUAUCAUCCUUGACGUCCUCCAGAAGAGUUGUAAAUAUAGAAUGGAUAGAAGCUAAUAUGGCAUAUAAAUUUGAAACAGACCAACAUUAUACAUGGAUUUUUUACUUUAUUCUACCUAUAUUGUUAACUCUUUUUUUCACUAUUCCAUUUAGUACAUUAAUUUUAAUCAGGAAAAUACAUAAAUCAAUUCAUAAAAUUGAUCCAACAGCUGGAAUUUAUGGAUUUCUAUGUAAUGAUUACAAGGAAUAACUAUACUAUUGGGAGUUAGUCAAUUUAGAAAUGAGAUAAAUAAUAAUAGUAAUACAUGCUUAUGUCAAUGAUUUAAGAAUUAUAUACAAAAACUUGAUGGUCAUUUUAAUCUUAUUUAUAUACUUUGUUGCAAUAUCUCUAAAGAGGCCGUAUGAGAAAUCAAAUAUCAAUAAGAUAGAAUAAGUGGGGUUAUUUUUAUGCUCAAUAUUUGUGUGCUUCAGUAGUUUAUCUUAUGAAACUAAAGUUGAAGGUUUAAUGGAAGUGUAAUUUAUUGCAGAAUUAAUAAUGAUAAUAAUAUUGUUAUUCUUGAUGAUUUACAUCUUCUCUCAUAUCUUGUAAACCUUUAUCAGGAAAAAUGAUGAAUAUUUUGAUAGAUUUCGGAAGAUUAUUUUACAAAAACUGCCUAAUAUUAUUUAAUGUUUCCCUAUUAUUAGAAAGUGUCUAAUUUCAAAGGCAGAAAUCCGUCGAAAUGUAGAAAAACGAUUUCUUUUGAUUAAGCAACAUUUAAAGAUUCAUAGAUAAAAUAACCCAAGAAGUCUUCGAUAGACAAUUAAUUUCAAUAGUGAGGAUACACAUGUUAUAAUGUCCUAGAUUCAGAGAUCAGAUCAUCGUAAUUUAAUAAUGUCAUCUUAUUUAUAUUGAGAUGAGUUUAAAGUUUGGAGUGUUUUAGAAACUCAAAUCUGAUAAAUAUAUAUAUAUAAAUUUUAUUUGUGAUGUAAGAAGGCAAAAAGUCAAAAUAAUUCUUUGGGAAGGACAUCAUGAAUCUUCUAAAAUUAAUGGUUCCUGAGAAGAGAUUUUGUAUAAUAGGAAUGACUGUAGUUGGCUUGAAUAGUGCAUUACUUCUCUAUUUACCUUAAGUGACAACUGAUAUAGCAAAAUUGCAAGAAUUAAAAUAUGAUCAAGAAAACAAAGAAAAAAGUUAAUAGACCAAUUUAUAUUACCAUGUAAAAUGGGGAGGUGUAUGCCUGCUUGGAAUGCUUUUGGGAGGGGCUCGUAGAUUCUUAAAUACAUAAAUAAGCAAUAGAGUAGGAAUGAGAAUGAGAUAUGCUAUGUUUUAGAAAUUAAUGAGUACUAGAGAAACUCAGUAGUUGCAUUCACAAUAAUUAGUUCAUAAAUUAUCAAAUGAUGUUAGUCUGGUGUCAACAGGAUUAUCCUAAGACAUCUUUGUAAUGAUUCGAGGAUUCAUUACUACAUUAGGAGGAGCAGCUUAUUUAUCAUAUUAUGCAUUUCCUUUAUUGGCAUCUGCAAGUGCUGCUGCAGCUGUUAUGGGAGGAUCAGCAGUUUUAUUAGGAAAAUAUAUGUCAUAAUUUAAAGUCAAAGAAACUCAAGAAUUAGGAUCUUUAAGCGAAGUAUCAUAAGAAAUGCUACAAGCACAUAGAUUAAUUAAAUUAUCUGACAUGGAAUAGAAAGAAAAUCAAAGAUAUUCAGCAUAAUUAUUUAGAUGGUAUGAAUAAGCAACAUAAUUUUCAAAAAUGCAGGCUUUAAAUAUGGGAUUGAUGGAAGGAGGAGGCUUAUAUGCCCUGAUUUUGAUCUUAUUCUAAGGCUGUUAUCUAGUUGCCACUGGACAUCUAGAUCCAGAGUUAGCCAAAUAUUUUAUUUAAGCAGUUUACAUGGCAUCAGGAACUAGAGUAAUGAUAGCUAUCUAUAACGAAUUGGUUAAGACUGCUGCUAUUUAUAAAACUAUACUUGAUAUACAUCCAAGUCUUCAUGAUUCUGAAUUGUAUAAUCAACCAGAUCUAACAAAGAAUUAUAGAGAAUAUAUCAGAUAAGAUGAUAUUUUGAAGGCAAAAUUGCUUAAUCCACCUUAAAGUACUGAACAUACUAAAGAAUGGUAAGAAUUAUAUGAACACUCAACAAUUCCACCACCAAGUAUUUCAUUUAAAAAUGUUCGAUAUUCCUAUUAAAAUCAUGAGAACUCUACAUUAACAUUCAACUUGUAAAUCAAUUCAGGUGAGAUUGUACUAUUAUAGGGACCAAGUGGAUCAGGUAAAACUACUGCUCUGAAUUUAUUGACUAAAUUAUUAACUCCAUCAUCAGGUGAAAUAUUAAUUGAUGGAGAACCUCUAUCAAAGAAAGAUUUUAAGUGGAUUCAAUAACAUGUUUCUUAUGUUUAAUAAGAUGGAAUUAUAUUUAAUGCUACUGUCUAUGAGAAUAUCAUUUAUGGUAAUCAUGGGUAUGAUCAGAGCAUGGAAAGAGUUAUUUGGGCAGCUAAAUUAGCAAGAGCACAUGACUUCAUUGAGAAUAUGCAGAAUAAAUAUUAGACUAAAUUAAAAUCAGAUGGAACAACCUCCUUAUCAGGAGGAUAGAAAUAAAGAAUUGUAUUAGCAAGAGCAAUUCUAAAGAAUCCAAAAAUUCUCAUUCUAGAUGAAGCAACAUCUAAUAUUGAUAGCCUAUCUGAAACUGAUAUCAUAUAAGCUUUAAUGUAGAUUUGCUAAGACAAAACAGUCAUUAUUGUUUCGCAUAAAGUUGAAAAUUAUAAACCAUUAUUAACAAGAGUAAUUAAUUUGGAUGGAUGA